Cutaneotrichosporon cavernicola is the source of this 561-nucleotide messenger RNA. RefSeq lists its product as uncharacterized. Lineage: Eukaryota; Fungi; Basidiomycota; Tremellomycetes; Trichosporonales; Trichosporonaceae. The transcript has 3 exons. Gene Ontology annotation, cellular component: GINS complex; nucleus. The coding region runs from base 1 to 561 and encodes 186 amino acids. The record is from RefSeq and is a predicted model, not a curated record. Gene Ontology annotation, biological process: DNA replication; double-strand break repair via break-induced replication.
AUGGCCCUCCCAAAACACUUGCAGGCCGGACUGACACCCGACGAACUCACCUUCCUGGCUGAAGAAGAGGUGGUCCAAGUCGUCCCCCUCUUCUCCAUGAGUCGCGUGCGUCUCCUCAGCGGUGUUUAUGGACCAUUUCGACCGCCUGCCCGCGCACAGGUUCCGCUCUGGCUCGCGCUCAGUUUGAAACGCAAGCGCAAGUGUCGGAUCGUACCGCCCGUCUGGCUGGCUGUUGAACCCCUCAACGCACUCAUCAAGGAAGAACGCGAACAGAACGAGAGCUUCGAACCCCUACCACGGCGGUUCUUCGAGGUCGCCAAAGUCCUUCUCGACGUCGCGAGCGACGACCUCACUGAACCAGGCCAAAUCCGCAGCCUGCUCAAAGACCUACGCGAGAUGCGGCAAGCCAAGACCCGCAUCGGUCUACAGAGCGACGGCGUCAUGCGCGGAAGCUAUCUACAAGUGACCAAUCUCACCCCGUUGGAACUGUGCGAACUCAAGCCAUUCCUGGUCAAGGCCAUGGGUAUGAUGCAGGGCCUCGAACGCGAGACAGACAUGUAA